AUGUAAUAAUAAUAUUUUAGUUUAAUGAGUUAUUCUAAUCUAUCUCCUUCAAGCCAAUCGAGUGAUUCUAAUUCGUAAAGGAAUAAAAAGAACAUUGUGAAUUUUGAUGUAAUCCAUGACCCUGUUUUGGAAAAAAAUAAUGGUAACAUUCAAAAGAAUGGCAGAGCAUCUUUAAAGAAUUAAAAAAUGUAGAACAUGGUCAAAACAGUCAACAAGUAUUUAGCAACAUAUGAAAUUUAUUUAAAGCUAUUGCUUGGAAGAUAAAUAAAAAGUAAAGAUGAAUAAAGAAUGAAUUAUAAAUUUGGUCGAUUCAUUGGGUAGAUUGAUGAAAAUAUCCUUCCGGAGGCAGUAUUAAAGUUUCCAAAUCCUGAUUGUUCAUAAUGCGAAUAGUUAGAGAUUAUGCCCCCUAUUGAUGCUAUCCUCUUUAUAGAAAAGGUUCUUAAAUUGGACAUGAAGAAGAUCGACAAUUAAAUAUUUAUGAAAGCAAUUGAAGGAGUAUUUACAAAGCUGAGUCCUUACUUGAGAAGAAGCAAAAGUAGGUUUGGAUUCAAGUAAAACUCAAAUUUGAAAUCAGAGACAAUUCUCGAAUAGAUUCCAUUAGAUUAAGAAAAUAUCCAAACACCCUUUGAGAGCAUCCAUCACAGACAAUGGUAUAGAUCUUCAAGUUAUAAAAAAAUGGAUCCCCUAUCUAUUUUACUUUUGUAAAUGCAAAACAAGUUGAUGGGGACCGAAGCUGUAAACUUGCAAUAGUAUAAACAAACGGACACUUUUGAUAUAGAUUAUUCUGCUAUUAAGGAAAUGAAACCCAAAAUAAUGUAAGGAGGAGGUUAUUUUAUAAAUGUGAAUGGGAAAUGGCAUAGGAGUCACGAAGAUACCAAUGAUGUACUUACAUUGAUUAGAUAAAUCAUGCUAAUAUAAAUCAUGAUGGGUGGAUUUAGUGUAAAAAGUUGUAUUACAGAUGAUGGAAAGUAUAUUUUAUGUAGAUUAUAUGCUCAUGAAGAGAAUCUUAAAAGUUUGGCAGAAAGGUAGAAACUUAAAAAGAAGUUGAAUUUUUGGUUUACAGAUCUGUUUUCUUUGGAACCAGUGGACAAUUGUUUCAGGCCAUUGAGAUUGAAUAAUAGAAUAUGGAAACCAAUUGAUUAUGAUGACGUUACAGAGAUGUUUUUAUAUCUGAGACCAAAAAUAAUCAAAUUGUUAGAUGAAAUCAAUUUCAAAAGAGUAUCUAGAGAGACUAAUCAAAGUAGGAUCAAUGGGUAGUUGUUUUAAUAUGGGAAAAUGGAUUUGCAGGAUGAUGAAGAAUAGCCAACUGAUGAGUAAUGGUUUGCAUACUAUUAAUAUUUAGUUCAUUUAGAGAAGGAGAUAUCAAAACAUCGGAAGCAUUUUAAGAUUGAUAGUGAUGUUGCUGCCAUCAUUAAUAAAUAAUUAAAGCCAUAUGAUUUAUAUGUUAUUAGAAAUUAGAGGAAGGAGGAAAUAAAAAAACUGAAUAAAAAUAACAUCAAAGAGGAAGUCAACAGAUAUCAUUAAUAAGAAAUUAAGAAAAUAUAAUAAAGAGUGUUUAGUGUAAUAUAGGAAUAUUAGGACUUCUUAACUGAGGAUCAGGUUCCGAAUUCAAAACUAAUUAAAUUAUUUAAGAAAGAACGCUUAGCAUCCAAUUAUUAAAGCAUAUUUGAAGAGGCUCUUAAAGUAGCAAAUAGUUAAAAGAAGUUGCUGUUCACAAUAUGGGACUUAAUUGAUGUUUAAAAAUUAGAGCCUUAUGUUGUUUAUUCUAAACCUAGUAUGCUUAUAUCUCCUAUUAUGAAAUUUUAACAUAUUAUGUGUUGGUGUAAAUACCAAAUAAACGAAUUUAAGAAAAUAUCAUUAUUUUCUACUUCUGAAAGAUUGAAAUUAACUGAUUAAGCAAUAAAUAACAUGUUCUAAUUAAAUGAUUUGAUUAACCAAAAGGUUGUAUCAUAAUUUUUUUGUGUUAAUGAUCAUUAUGAAUUAUUUGGACACUUAAGUUCUAAUUAAAACGAUUUGAUUUUAGAGGAUGAUUUUUAUAGGAAAAAGCUGUAUCAUUUGGAAUUUGAGUGGGCAUUCAAUAUUUAGAAGCCUUGGAGUGCUCCGAUUGUUCUAAUUUGUGAUUAUUACGGUUAGAAGAUAGGUCUCUACUUUUAUUAUUAGACUUAUUAUACCAAGAUGUUACUUAAGAUAGCCUUUAUUGCAUUAGGCUGUAAUUUGGUGUAAUGGGUUAUUUAGGAUGACAAAUCAGAUUUAACUUACUUGUUGAGAAUUAUCUUUGCCUUUGUUUAAAUUUAGUGGACUAAUUUGUUUGUUGUGAUUUGGUAGAAAUAACAAAUGAUCUUCAAUUUAUAAUUUGGUUAAUCGGGAAAGGAUGAGAUUUAGGUUCAGAGAAGUAAUUUUAUUGGAAAGCAUAGAAGAUCGGUAGAGAAUGAUUAGAUGAAUAAUGUUGGAAUCAAUGAACUCGAGUUAUAUUCGAGGAUGGUUUUAGCCACACUGAUUUUGAUGUUAUUAAUUCUUCUAUAUUGUGGAAUAGUUAUUUGUCUUUAUAUUCUAACAAUUGCAUUAAAAUUGAAGAUGUAGGAGGAUAAAACAAUAAGAGAUGCCACUUUUGAAGUUAUGGUCACUGCCACUAUUAACAUUGUGAUAAUCUAAUUUUUGGAUAGAGUUUACAAUAUUAUAGCAACCAGAUUGACUGAUUUUGAAAAUUAAAAGACAGUUAAAGAUUAUGAAGAGAGUUUUGUUACUAAAAAAUACAUUUUGUAUUUCAUAUCAUAUGUGGGUCCCUUAGUAAUUAUAGCAUUUUUGAAUGAACCAUUUAAUCUUUACUGUAAGGCUACCAAUUGCUAAGAGCAUAUCCAGUAUCAUUUUGCCACAAUGAUUAUUUGGGUAUUCUUUUUCAAGACUGUCAAAAUAUUUCAACUGAUAAUCAAUGUCAAAAAGAUUCCUAUUUUCAAAUACAAAUUUGAAGAAGUGAGCAUCUCCAAAUACGUUUAGGAGUAAUCUAAUCGUAGAUCCUAUGCAAUCAGUCAAGAAAGAUAUGGAACUUUAGAAGAUUAUAUGGAGAUAUUUUUGUAGAACACACUUCUCUCAAUAUUUGGCUAUAGUUUUCCAUUUAGCUUCUUUCUUUUAUGGGUGUAAAACAUCGCAUAGAUGCAGGCUGACAAAGCAAAGUUUGUGUAUUUCUUGUAAAGACCUUGGCCUCAAAAUAAUUCAUCACUAGGUGUUUGGAAUAAAAUAUUAGAACUGAUUAAUUAUGUUUGCAUUUUAACAAACACCGGUCAAAUGACUAUGGAAUAUAAUAGAAAGUAUGGCUAUGAGAUUUUGAUGGUGUAUUUGAUGUUUCUGAUUUUUAAUUUUUUUAUGAACUUCAUAAUGAAUGGAACAUUUGGUUAGAUUCCUUAUGAAUUGGGUCUAUUUAUAAAUAGAUAGAAAUAUCUAAUAAAAAAUACAAUUGAAUAGUUUUCCAAGAAUUAAUCAAGUGGAUAGUAAUCAAAAUAAGAUGUUUUAAAAAGAUUUCCAAUUUUUAAAAUAUUUUCAAGUGUUUAUGAUCAACAAUGUGGAGAUUUUGAAACUGUAAGUUCAGAAGAUGAUCUAGAAAGUCAUUAUGAUUUAAAUUAAAUGAAAUUCUUAUGCAAAACAGAUUUCAAAAAAGAAUAGACAACUAAAAAGUAAGUAGUAAAUGAUAAGUCUAAAAAGCCUGUUGUUACUUAAGAGAAAUAAAUGCUAAAACAGAAGAUGAAUGAAUUGAAAUAAAGAGACAUGUUAAAAGAAUAAGUUAUGUCUGAUCAAGUUAUGUUAAAUUACUUCAUAAAGAGAAAGUUUAAUUGGGCAUUUGAAAUCAAAUCUUGGAAAAGACAUUUCCCUAAGAAAUUUCUAAAAUCAGUGCAUUUUCUAUAUUAAAAAUAGUUGUUAAAUCAACACAGAAUCACUUGGUGUGAAUUAAGAGUAUCUUAAAGAUGUUUAUACAUUAAAAGGAAGACAUCAGUGUUGAGACAAUUAGAAUUAAGAAAAUUAAUUGUGUUUAAAAGAAAUGAGAAAAAAGUCAUUGAGUAAUACAAAGAAAAGGCUAAAAGUAAAUUUAGAAAACAAUUCAAAAUGCUUGAUCCAAAGAGCAAAAGACUAGAGGAAAUUCAGGAGUUGGAAGCAUUAUAGAAGAAAUUCGAUACAUAUGUGAAUAAGCAUGUUUGGCUAGACAGUACAAAAGUAGUUAUAAUAAAAAUGAAAGGCAUUUGGUUUAGUCAAUACCGUAAAUCAAAUGUGAAAACAAGAUCAUUGAGCAUGGUCAAAGACUUCUUUUUUAAGACAAAGUUGAUUGACAAGCUAAAAGGAGAUUCUGGUUUGCAAGAUCAAAUAGAAUCUGCUUUAGGUGAUCCUCAUAAAUUGGAAUAGAUUUCUUUGGAUUCAUUUAUCAAAGCCUUUUGGUCUUUAGGGAUGACUUCCAAAGAUCAAUUUGAAGUUCCUUUAUGUUCAAGAGAAUUAAAUAUGAUGGAUUAUUACAAAAACAAAAAGAAAUCUGAAGUUUACAUUCACAUUGUGGAUAGAUUCAGAGAUACUUAUGUAUUCGACUAUUAAUAUCAAAAAUUGCAAGAAAUCAUGAUGCAAUAUUUGGAAGAGGAGAUGUUUCCUAUUGAAUCCAUUAAAUUAUAAAGACAAUUGAGUGAAACUGUUUGGAUUUGCACUGAUAAAAAAAACAAAUAAUGUUUAAUCUAAUUUUUAUAGAUUCGACAUGAAUAACAAUUAAAAAUGAAUGUUGAUUGCAAUAUUAACUCUGGUGUAUUUUAUGUAAAAGCAUAUCCUUAAAUCAGACUAUCCAAUAUUGUUGAUUAAAUUGAUGAUUUCUAUAUUAAAGGUUACUGUAUAUUUAAGUAUGAGAUAUUGUCAUAGUACACCUUAAAAUCACUCUAUAGUUUAGAAUACUCUUUGACUGAUUUGCAUGAAUUUUUACAUGCGAACUUGAUUCUAAUAAAAUAAUAGAGUCAUGGAAAUCUAAAUAUUAAUAAUUACUAUCUUUAUGGUAGGAGUUACGUCUUAUUGUAAUCAAACAAAGAAGAAAAUGACCUAAUCAAUUUAGCAUAAGUAGUAAUUGAAAUGAUCCUGUUGCAUCCAGUCGAAAAUGCAGUAAAAGGCUACUAAGAACUAUAUACUCUGCAUUCCUUACGGCCAAUCUUAAUGAUAAUGAUAUAUGAAUCACCGACUAUUGAUGAAAUAAUUGAGAAAUUGAUUAGCAAGCACUCUUUUAUGGAGUAUAAUAUCAAUCAAGACGAUCGACAUAAAUCAAUAAAACAAGAAGAUACUAUUCUUGGAUAGUUGGCAUUAGCAACCCAUUAAAUAAACUUAAAUUUUCGUAUGAAAAAAUAUGAAGAAACCCUCUCUGAAAUUAUUAUUAUUGAAAAAUUUUUAAUGUAAAAAAAGUUUGAAGAAAACUAAGAAUUCUUAGACUCGUUUCUCACUUAUUUAAUAGUUAAUCAAAAUAGAAUCAUCUCUAAAUAAUCUGAAAUUAAACUAUUACAAAAUAUUUUGUUGAUAAUCUAUAUUAAACUAGCCACUCUACUGUAGAUGAGAAAAAACUUUUAAUUUGAAAUGGAAUAAUUAUACCAUUCCUUAACUCGAUCUAUUGACAAUAUUGAUGAUUUAAUCAAAUAGCUUAGUUUAAAUGUCAAAUUAGAACAAUUGAGCACCACUGAAUAAAAAAUCUUAUUAAGACGAAAACAGACCAGAUCCAAAUCCUAAAUUGAUUUACAAGCUGCUGAUAGAAUGAUUUUAAUAAACAAAAUAAGAAAGCAUCCAAACUACAUCAAAGUCAUUUGUUAACUUAAAAAAGAAUUAUAGAGGUACGCUUUAUAAUUGCAGGCUUUACAUUCUAUCUACUUAUAUUUUAAUAAGAAUUUUUUAUAUUCUGCAUAACUAUUAGAAAACAUUCAGAAGAUCUAAACUGAAAUAAUUCAUCAGGAUCAUAAAAUCUAAUUAGUGGUUGAGGAACCUUAGGAUCUUAGUCCAAGUCAAUUUAACUUUGAUUAAUAAUCUCCUACUUUAGAUGCUACACUAAAGUAAUAUCAGGAAAAUGCAUUUGAAUUACAAAAGGAAUUUUAUGAAUCUCCCAAUUAUUGUUCUUAGUUACUUUUUUAUAAGUAUUUACAACUAUUGGUUUGGUAUGAUGGGGGCAAAGAAACUUUUUAAAAUGAUUGCAUAGAUUUCAUUUAACAUUAAAUUUAAUCACCAGUUUAUGAUUACUUCUGCUCCCAAUUAAAAGUGAUGUAGAAAUCUGAAUUGCCAAUGGAAUACAUGGAAUCUAAUAAGACUUGUCAAAUUGGUAAAUUUAUUGUUGUUAAAAUGAAUAAAUGGAUAGAACAAACUUAUUUAACUCCAUCAAACUAUGAACCAUCCAACGAUUUCUAAUUCAAUUGGAAAUAAGUAUUAACCUAUAGCACAAUAGAAUAAUCUUUAGAAAAUCGACUAUUCUUAAGCAAAAUAGUGGGAUAGCAAAAAUUGGAGCAAGCUUAUUUAUUAUACGAAAUUAGAGCAAUUCAUCAAAUAUUACAUCUAGAUAAUUAUAGACCAUUAGAUAAUUCAAUUAAUCUCUAAAAUUUGGAUAUAUCUAAUUUAAACCAUGAAUUUUUAAAGACCAGUUUAAUUGUCAGACUUAAGACAUUACAUAAUGAAAUAUCAAUAGAAUCUAAUUCUUGGUUUCAUAGUACAGGAUUGUUAUAAUUUAGAGUAUUCUAUUUCUAAUCUUUAUGUUUCACAUUUUCUAGGAAACAUUUCGAAAAUAUGUGUUGUGAGUCCAGCAAUCUUUUAUAUUUAGCUGAAAUAGCAUUACAAUAAAUAUCAUAUGAUCAUUAAAAUGAUGUGCAUCGCUUGAAGGCAUUUCAAAUAUUAUAAAGACCUUAUUCAUUAUUUGAAUUGAAAUCUAAUGUGAGGCCAAACUAAAUUAAUUAAAUAGUGAGUGCAUUUUUCUUUGUGUCUCAAAAUUAUAGCAUGUAAGAAAAGGAGUAAUACUUUAAAAAUAUACUUGAUUUAUAUGGAGAAUAAGUAAAGCCUUCUUUGGUAGUGUUAGCAUUAAUCCAUUUUUACAUAUCUAAAGGAUAGAAGGAAAUUGUUCAAUUAGUAGUUAAAACAGCAGUCAAAUUAAUUCAUUUAGACGCAUAACUUUUCUAAAAUGCUCAUCUAUCUUUUGUGGAUGACUUACAUAUAAGUUUACUUGAAUGUAAUUAAGAUGUGGUUGAGUAUCUAUACCCCUAUGAUUGUUUAUUUAAAAGAACAAUAGACCUUCGAUCUUUCUCAUUAAAUCAACAAAUUUUAAAUCUCAAAUAUCUAAUUUACAAUUAGUUUUUUCAUUAAGAUGCAGAUUUCAAUAUUGACAUAUUGGAAGAUCAUCUGAAAAUAUUUGCUACUUAUCCUCAUUUAAUCAAAUUGAAGAAUAUUUACUAAUUGUACAUAUCAGUACAGAAAUCGAUUAAGGGCGAAGCUCCAUUUGAAGAAAUUGAUAUAUUCCUUAAAAUGUAAUUUGAAAACGUAACUGUUUAUUCUUCAAUAAUAAAGAGUCUUUUGGCAAGAUAUCACACAAACUUGAAGGAUUAUGAAGAAGCAAAACCAUUGCUUGAAGAGCUAAUCUCAUUUCUUUACACUAUUUAAAUGAAAUCUAAUUUUAUGCUGUAUGUUGAUAAAGCUAAUUAUAAAAUUUACAAUAACAUGCCCAUUUUCAAGAUGCUUUUUGAUGUUUAAUAAUUAGAGAUACUAACAGAAGAUUCUGAUAAUCUAUAUUACCAUUUAAUUGAUGAGUAAUUUAUAUAAGAAACAAUCAUAAAUUAUUUAGAAGUGCUAGCUAAUAUACAAAAUGAUAAAAUCAUUCUGCCAAGUAUUCAAACUAUACUUUCAUUUUUCUUUUAAGUUAGAAAUUUUUAAACUCAACAGAAUCUAUUUAAGGUAUUGUCUUAGAUCUUUUUGUGUUAUUCAUCUCCUAUUGGAGUGGAACUUGUGCAAGAAUAGAUAGGAAACUCAUAUGAGUUAUAAAUACAAACUUAUGUUUAAUAAAGAAAUUAGUUGAAGGAGAGGUUAAAUCAUUUGUUCCUGAUCAAAUAAUUAAGCAUUGAGGAAAGUAAUAGAAUUAAUUCUCAAAUCAAUCUGUAUAAUUUUGCCAUAGGAAUUUAUGAAGGGAUUAGUAAAGGAAUCACCAACAAAACAUUACUAACCUGGAGUAUAUCUGCUUCUGAAAAAGCACUUAUUGGAUUCAGAAUAGUGAGCAAGUCAUUUCAGAGAUAGACUCAUUAUCAGAUUCCAGACAUACAUCUGAUCUUAACUGACUGCUUUAUUUAAUUGGAGUAAUUGUCCACGAUCAUAUUUCACUUGGAAGCAGCGGAAGAUGAAUUAAUGAAUUGGUUUAAAUAGAACAAACACCCCCUGAAGGCUCAUUUUCUAAUGAAAUAAGGGGCUCUCAGACCUUGGAUAUAGGAAUAAUACGUCUUGUAUAUAUCAUGGAUGAAUGAACUGCCUCGAUUAAACAGAUUAAAUAUUUUCACCGUCAUCAGAGGGUUAUUACUUCAAAAUAGAAAAUUGCUCUAAAUAUUUGAGUAGAAUAAUUAAGAUCUGAUAAAUCUAGAAAUCAAUCUUCUUUUAUAUCUCAAGGGGUUGGAUGAGAGUUAAUAAGUUUAUGUCGACAUUUUUCAAUUAUGCCAAAGUAAUGAUCCAGAGAUACUGUUAAAGCAGGUGACUACAUUAUCAGCUUUCGAUUUUAAUGGAGUAAAUAUUUUAAUGGAUGCUUAAGCAAUAUUUUAAACUUUCAAUUAAAAUAAUUGUUUCACUUAAAAACUUUAGAUAAUGAUAGAUUAAUAGAUUUCAUAAUAAAAUAUUUGA
Paramecium tetraurelia is the source of this 8850-nucleotide messenger RNA. RefSeq lists its product as uncharacterized. The transcript has 8 exons. The record is from RefSeq and is a predicted model, not a curated record. Gene Ontology annotation, molecular function: chloride channel activity. Lineage: Eukaryota; Ciliophora; Oligohymenophorea; Peniculida; Parameciidae. Gene Ontology annotation, biological process: chloride transmembrane transport.